Daphnia pulex (common water flea) is the source of this 1393-nucleotide messenger RNA. Its product is annotated as INO80 complex subunit B-like. The coding region runs from base 153 to 1364 and encodes 403 amino acids. The record is from RefSeq and is a predicted model, not a curated record. Gene Ontology annotation, biological process: chromatin remodeling. NCBI's taxonomy places the organism in Eukaryota, Metazoa, Arthropoda, Branchiopoda, Diplostraca, Daphniidae. The transcript has 8 exons. Gene Ontology annotation, cellular component: Ino80 complex.
UUGUAAGUUUGGAUACUAGGGGGCACCACGUUUCUGCUGUCAAUAAUUGCGAUAAAAACAAACGCCGAGCCGCCGAUUGUGUUAUUAUUCCUUAACAUUUUCAUUAUUAAUUGCUCUGAAAGCAAAAGUAAUCCCGAUAAAGAUUUUAAAAGAUGGAUUUGGAUUCGUCACCUGAUAAGAAACAUCGCCAUCACAAGAAACAUAAACACAAGAAACACAAGAAACAUCGUAAAGGCAUCAAAGAAAUGAGUGAAGCCGAAGAGGGUAGCACAGAACAAGAGAUUGAACUCGAUCAGAUUGAGUACAGCAUGGAUAUGAUCCACGAAGAAGCUGUAACGAUCCCGGCAGAAGAACAUUUUCUCAUGGAUGCUGAGCACUGUGAGGGUGCCCUUGAAGUCAUUGAAGAGCUCGUAGAGAUUGACGUAAAUGACAUUAGUACCAUCAACAUGGAAGAAAUGGCAUUGGAAAACUAUGGCCAAGUAGACUAUGAUGAAUUAGAUGUGGUUGAUGUGGAUGGUGUAGAUGAAGAAAUCCUUGAAGACAUUGAAGAAGACUUACUAGAUGAUGUUGAAGAAUCUGAAGAUGAAGAUUUGGAAGAAGAAGAACAAGAAGAAGAUGAUGAAGAAGAAGAGCAGGAACCUAUAGACAACACACCAGAAAAACCCAAACCAGUGGAAGAUUCAUCCAGAAAGAGAGUGAGAGAUCGUUCAAAGAGAACAAGAGAUGAUGGAGAAGGAUCAAGUGGAGAAGAGGCAUGGCUCAAGGCUUUAGAAUCAGGGAAAUUAGAAGAGGUUGACGAUGAACUCAAGAAGAUCAAGAACCCCAAGUUGAUGACUGUUCGCCAACGCGCGCUCUUAGAGCGGAAAGGAGAAUUGCAGAACGAAGAAAUCAUCAAAGAGGAACUAGUAGCUCUGCCAACAGGUUACAAGGAAACCGUGAUGACGGAAGAGUUACUGAAAAAGAAAGCCAUUAAAUCCGAACGACGACGGGAAGUGGCUGCUCAAAAAAGAGAAAAGGAAAAGAAACGAACCAUCGAUCGCCUUCUCUUGAAGAAGGAAAGUAAACUGAACAAAUCCUGUGCUGCGAGUAUUUCGGCUUCAACUUCAUCAGCCUCUGUUUCCGUCCCCAGUCACGUCUCUUCCUACACGUGGAAACAAACACAAGACGGGGAGAUAACAUUUAGUGUACCUAUUGGAGCUGCUUUUCCAUUGGCCCCACAGAGUGUCAAAGAACCACCUGCUCGAGUCAACUGUGGAGUGCAAGGAUGCACUAAUGUCAAGCGCUACUCAUGUUCCAAGACGGCAGUGCCACUCUGUAGUAUCCAAUGUUACCGAAAGAAUAUGACACUGCACAGAAUAUCAUGAUGAUGCGUCUAACAUAACCAAAAUAAAAA